GAUGACUGUAAUUUAGUAUAUAUUUAAUUAUCUUAUAGUUUUUAUAUCACGCAUUAAAAGAAAAUUGAGAGUGUAGUUACCAUAAACUAAUAAUGUUAUUCAAAAAUGCGUGAAUUUAUAUAUAAAAAAAUGCUCCUUCGACGUAGAUUUUGCAAACGCAUUAUAGUCAUUGCAAUUGUGUUUAUCGCAUCAUUUUAUGGGAGUGUACUGCUGUUCGGUAACUUGAAAGGGCCUCAGAUUAUACAAUUAACUAAUUUGGACCGUUGUCCCGCAUGUUACGGUGUAACAGUUUGCCCCGAACUGUAUUCUAAUCAAAUAAUAUUAGACAGUACUCAUUGGUCAAGUAUGUUUAAUGUAAGGAAUAUUUUCUAUGGUUACACGAAAUCAAAUCGAAGAGUUGUGUUAAAGAAGCUUGGUCACGAUUGGGAAUUUCGUGAGUUUGAUGAGAAGAUCUGUAAAAUUAUGAAUCUCAGUGAAAGUUGUAAUGUCAAAGCUUUAUUGAAUAUAUCAAACAUUGAUCAGAAAGUAAUAGAUAUAGUUCAAUAUAACCUAUCCUGGCCAGAUACAGAACCAAGGAAAGGCAUAGUUUUAUGCCCAUAUGCAUACAGUAUUUAUGACUUAUUGCAUCCCCUUUUAAAUAAUCGGAAUGGAAACUACAAGUCUGAAAUGAUUAAUAUUUGGACAAUGUUAAAUAUUAAUCCAGAACCUAUAUUGUUACAGGUAAUUCCCAAAACAAAGGGUUGGCCUGUGCCUGCCUAUGGGGGUGUGUGUGGUCGCCUUGAAGUGGUGGCAUACGAAGGAGAAUCAUUGUCGUCUCUUGCUAAUAUUCCCUGGCUCAAAAAGUUGAAAUAUGCUCAAAAAAUACUAAGUGCAUCUAUGGAUUUUACCUUCAAACAUGAUAAAUUUCGUUUCUACCUAAUGGACUGGUCUCUGGACAACAUAGUGGCAAAUGAAAAAGAUGAGAUUAGCUUUGUGGAUCUAGAAGAUGUAGUCAUACUUGAUAAAAACAUAUCGCCAAAGAAAGAUCUCCCUGAUUGGUAUCAACGCUAUAACAGAGAAGCUUUAGGACCUGGCUUUACAUUUUCUAUUGAGAAUAUGUGCAGGCAUCAUCUCAGUGAUCAUAAUAUAUGGGCUGCUUGCUAUGUCUUGGCGGGUGAUGAUAACCCAUUUCUUUAUCCCAUACCCAAAGAAAUCAACAGCACAAGACCUCAUUUUGAUAGGCUCCUACAUAGUUGUCUUCAUGGAGAUGACAAAUUUCGUACAGCUGGCAAGCUACAACAUGUAAUAGAAGAUAUGUUGCUUGAUGAAAAAAUUAUCGCUUUGGGUACGAUAAGAUAAUUUGUUUGCGUUACAAAAGUAUACUUUUUUUUCUGUGAUAUUAGUGUUUAGUCAAACAAAUCUGAAAUCCAUGCUUCUGAAAAUGAUAAAUUUUAUAAGCGCGAACACUAAAUUUAAUUUAUGGUUGUGAGGAAUGGUAUACAAUUUUCGUUUAUGCAUUUUGUUAUUUAAGUUUUUAAUAAAUAUGAUGGA
This is a messenger RNA of Zerene cesonia (dogface butterfly), 1530 nucleotides long. RefSeq names its product divergent protein kinase domain 2A. The record is from RefSeq and is a predicted model, not a curated record. NCBI's taxonomy places the organism in Eukaryota, Metazoa, Arthropoda, Insecta, Lepidoptera, Pieridae. The transcript is spliced from 3 exons. Bases 106 to 1338 code for a protein of 410 amino acids.